CCGACAAGUGAAAAGUUACGACGGUUACGACGUGAACGACGAAAUGUCUCAAGUCUGUCUGGCUGACGUGCAACCAACUUAAGAUUAAAAACUCAUUACUAGAUGUCGCUAGUGUCGCCGAUGUUGUUCUUUCAUGGUGAAACGAGGCGAAAUUAGCGAAACUAAUUGUUGCUAAUUUAUACUUAUUCGUUAUUCCUGUGAUUAUCAAAUUCAAAAUUUAACUUCGUAUCUUAUAUGCAUACUGUCAGUCAUUCCAACAAGCUUUGACUUAGUAGUGCUCAGUCAAUUUCCAUCCAUUAGAUCCUCAUGCUGUCAAAAGCCUAAAACUCAUGUUUGAAGAGCACAUAAAGUGGAAUAUAAAUGUGCCGAGAUAAGGAAAUUUAUCUCAACAUGUGGAGUAAUGCUGUUAGUUGCUGUGAGUUCCAUUUUUUCGGUUUUGUCAUCAUGAACUUGUCAGUGUGCUUCUUAGAAAAGCACGCAGUUUCUUUGUGGAAUCGUGUGGUCCUGGCACGGAGAUUCCUGAGCCAACGCUGGCUUUUGUCCAUGACCAACGUUCUGCUCCAUCCUUAUCUUCCCGACGUACGCUCAUCCAGCUUCUGCUUCAUCGCUUCGUACCAAAAAUACAACUUGUCUUAUUACUUCACUGACGAGUUGGAACACUUCAGUGGUCGGCCUGGUCGCUUCCGUGCCGCUAUUACACACCUGCAGUCACUCACCACGGGAUUAUGCCCAGGUAAUGCAGAGGAGACGUCGAGAAGAUGGGCACGAAAACAUCUCCGUUAUCUCCAAAAUUUCCCCCUUGUCGAUGCGGUGAAUUGUCAGUAA
Molecule: messenger RNA, 825 nt
Organism: Daphnia pulicaria
Lineage: Eukaryota; Metazoa; Arthropoda; Branchiopoda; Diplostraca; Daphniidae
Exons: 6
Coding region: 361-825 (154 amino acids)
Source: RefSeq, a predicted model, not a curated record